Molecule: messenger RNA, 785 nt
Organism: Tauraco erythrolophus (red-crested turaco)
Lineage: Eukaryota; Metazoa; Chordata; Aves; Musophagiformes; Musophagidae
Source: RefSeq, a predicted model, not a curated record
CCACCCUGCCAUGGGCAGCCCUGGCCGUCCCAGCCCGCGUCUCCCUAGUUAGGCCCUCGCUCCUUUCUCCUGGGGGGCAACACGAGCCCUGCGAAAGAGGAAUAGGGGAGGAAAAUGGCGGCUGGGAUCCGCCUACCUGGUGUUCCUAGAUGCCUAAGUCAAAGGAACUUGUGUCUUCAAGCUCAUCUGCCAGUGAUUCAGAUAGUGAAGUUGAUAAAAAGGCAAAGCGGAAAAAGCAAGCAGCUCCAGAAAAGCCUGUAAAGAAACAAAAGACUGGUGAAAGUUCAAAAGGUGCAGCGUCUUCUAAGCAAAGCAGUAACAGAGACGAGAACAUGUUUCAGAUUGGCAAAAUGAGGUAUGUCAGCGUGCGUGACUUUAAAGGGAAAGUCUUAAUUGAUAUUAGAGAAUAUUGGAUGGAUCAAGAAGGUGAAAUGAAGCCUGGCAGAAAAGGUAUUUCUUUAAAUCCCGAACAGUGGAACCAGCUGAAGGAACAGAUUUCUGAUAUUGAUGAUGCAGUAAGAAAACUGUAGAUAUAGAGCCAUACAGAAACUUUUGUCAUUUCAGUUGUUUUCAGCGGUCUUUUUACAUUGGCUUUUGUUUUCUAAAAUAUUGUUUUCCAAGCUACUGUAUAUUUGGAUUGCGAAACGAUUUGUAAGAUGAAUACUUUUUUUAUGUGCAUUAAAAGUGUAUUCUGAGUGAGGCUAUUUGUGUAUACUUUACUAAAAGGAAAUGUGUUGCUUUCACCUCAUGGUGUAAAAUAAACAAAUCAAAUAAUAUGUAAAGCA